Messenger RNA from Polypterus senegalus (gray bichir), 1529 nucleotides. It is a transcript of the gene dtwd2, whose product is annotated as DTW domain containing 2. NCBI's taxonomy places the organism in Eukaryota, Metazoa, Chordata, Cladistia, Polypteriformes, Polypteridae. The transcript is spliced from 6 exons. Bases 16 to 933 code for a protein of 305 amino acids. The record is from RefSeq and is a predicted model, not a curated record.
UGGCGGCCCCUUGUGAUGCAGCCGCGUUUUGCAACCGGCAGCAUUUUCUUCAGAAGGUUCAGCUGCACAAACAUGGAAGGCCAGGCGUGGGCUCUAGCGACUUUAAAUCUGGACGAUACCGAGAGCGGCCAAGACGAACAAACAUCAAAACAGCGAAGAGAAAGUGAAGAUGGGGAGAACGCGAAAGGAUUCGCUGACCUCUCAGAGCUGCCAGUAGAGAUCACAGAGAGGAGGCCCACGUGUUCGAGGUGCAGCCGCCCACAGAAGGUCUGCUUGUGCCCUUUCCUCCCUGUUGACCCGCUGGAUGUCUCCACGUGUCUGUAUAUCGUUCAGCAUCCGGCCGAGGAAAGUCGAGUUCUGCGUACAGUUCCACUUCUGGCAGCUUGUCUUCCACCUGGAAAGUGCAAGGUUUUAGUUGGAAGGCGGUUUAGUGAAGACAGGUACCCUGAACUUGCCUCUGUCUGUCAAAGAGCAGGUACUCUGAUUUUGUAUCCUGGAUCUGAUGCUGAAAAUCUCGAAGACCUACAACUGAACUCCUCCGCAGCUCCUUAUAACAUCAUUAUCAUAGAUGGCACAUGGAGCCAGGCCAAAGAUAUGUUCUACCGGAAUUCCCUUUUCCGUCUUCCCAAACAAGUUCAGUUGAAAACUGCCCUUUCAAGUCAGUACGUAAUCCGAACUCAGCCAAAUAAUACCUGCCUUUCUACACUGGAGUGUGCAGCCAUUGCCCUUUCAAUUAUGGAAAGAAAUAGUUCUAUAGUAGAGGUAAUUUUAAAGCCACUUAGAGCUCUGUGUUCUUUCCAGCUUGAGCAUGGCGCUCAGGUCCACCAUAGUAAGGAACACCUUCUGAAAGCUGGAUUGUAUGACAAGCCAAUGCCAAGGAAUAAACGCAAACUAAAGAGAAUGGAGCUGCUAAUAAACAACGAGAAAAUUUGAUAGCUUUUUUAUUUUCCUUAAUAAUGUAUUUAUCAUGUUCAUGGUUGUACGUGUUCUGCAUAAUAACUAGAAGGAAACUGGCAAAAUGCACUGAAUUGAAAUGCUAAUGGCACAAUUUGUACUGUACAAUGCAGAAGAAUUAUGUAAAACUCAGUUCUUUUCAGAUAAGUGACCAACGGCGUAGUUUACAUACAUGUAGAUAUGAAAAAAUUACAAUAUUCCCAUUACACCAUUUUGUAAUGGAUUGAUGGAAAUAUUUUGCUCAGUUUUGUACUCUACAUUUUUAUGAUUUUUUUUUGUACUGUAAACAACAUAUUUUUAAUUCCACUUUUAUAAUUUCGAUUUUUCACUGUAAAAUGGCAGGUCACAGUCAUUAUUAGUCUCAAUAACCAGCGGAGCCACCUCUUGAUGGGGACAGCUGAUGGUACAAUGAAGCCCACCAGGAAUCAAAUGCAUAAGCCCACCUUGUGAUAUCCAAGUUGGUGACGCGUUAUAGAUAAAUUCAAUGUGUGCACAUUUAAUAAACUUUUCAGAUAUGAAAUUAACAUAUAUGAAUUGUUUAUUUAUUUUUUUUUUGCAUUUUCUCUUGGGGAAGA